Miscanthus lutarioriparius is the source of this 573-nucleotide messenger RNA. The record is from the annotation of a GenBank genome assembly. NCBI's taxonomy places the organism in Eukaryota, Viridiplantae, Streptophyta, Magnoliopsida, Poales, Poaceae.
AUGGAAAGAUAUUAUGCUAAGAAAGAUGCAUCAAAUAGUAAUACAGGAAAUAAAGAGACAGAGAGUCGGCUUGAACAGAAAAGACCGAGGAUUGAACUUGAUUUGAGAGAUAUAGUUGAUGAUCCAGGCAAUAGAAAGCCAAUUGAUGAGUUUCAUCAUGACAUUAGGGAUGAGGCUAGGAGAGCGUAUCUACAGAAAGGUCCAUAUAGGCCAACUGGUCAUAAGUUUCCAAAAACAAAAGUUAAUGGUAAAGGUCAAGCAAGAGGAUUUGUUGGAUCAUGGUUUGAUCAAUUUGAUUGGUUAGAGUACAGUGUAGCCAAGGAUGCAGCCUAUUGCUUUUAUUGCUAUCUCUUUAAGCCACAGCAAAUUGGGUUUCACAGUAAUGAUACAUUCACUAGAGUUGGGUUCAGAAAUUGGAAGAAUGCAAAGGAUUCUUUCAAGGAGCAUGCUCAAUCAGUUGAUGGCUUUCACGGUAAUGCAAUGAAGCGUGCACUUGACUUCAAAAAUCAGAGACAAAGUGUUGAACAUGUGUGGACUGUGACAAGCGCAGCAGAAGAGGAGGUUUGUCAAUGA